Rhineura floridana is the source of this 1574-nucleotide messenger RNA. Its product is annotated as histone H2A type 2-C-like. The transcript has a single exon. Gene Ontology annotation, cellular component: nucleosome. Lineage: Eukaryota; Metazoa; Chordata; Lepidosauria; Squamata; Rhineuridae. The record is from RefSeq and is a predicted model, not a curated record. Gene Ontology annotation, molecular function: DNA binding; protein heterodimerization activity; structural constituent of chromatin. Bases 33 to 422 code for a protein of 129 amino acids.
GACUGUAUACUCGCACGCAAAACUAAUCUGCAAUGUCUGGCCGCGGUAAGCAAGCCGGAAAAGCUGGGGCUAAGGCUAAGUCUCGCUCUUCGCAGGCAGUCCUGCAGUUCCCAGUUGGCCGUGUGCACCGUCUCCUUCGUAAAGGCAGCUACGCCAAGAGAGUUGGCGCAGGAACUCCGGUCUAUAUGGCUGUUGUGCUCGAAUAUCUGACCGCUGAGAUACUGGAACUGGCUGGCAAUGCGGCCAGAGACAACAAGAAAACUCCCAUCAUUCCCCGUCACCUGCAGUUGGCUAUUCGCAACGACGAGGAACUGAAUAAACUGCUGGGCAAAGUAACGAUCGCUCACGGUGGAGUGUUGCCUAACAUCCAGGCUGUGUUGCUGCCCAAGAAAACCGAGAGUCACAAGCCAAAAAAUAAGUAAGGCUCCUGGUUUCUCAACCCAUCGGGAAGCCCAAAGGCUCUUUUAGGAGCCGUCCACGCCGUCAAAAGGAGGAGCUGUAAUUCUGGUUUGUUACAACAGCAGCUGAUAAUAGGCAUGCGCAAAAGAGUUUGGGUUCUCUUGCUUUAAGAGUACGUUUGGCAAACCUACAGUAUAAUCCAUUGUCGCUAAAUAACAUUAAAUGCCCCUAUAGCCGCUGUUUUGUAAAAACAAUCGGGGUACACGUAACCUGCCAGCUGGGGAUCAAUGAUCAGGUUUUAUUGUAGGGAAAUGCAGGCGGGGAGGAAACUGAACAAACCUUUCGCAGUGGACCAUUUUAUCCACACACACCGGGUGCUUUCCUCGACCGCACCCCUGGAAGCGAAAGCAGGUACUGGGACGACUUUGACUACGAAAGUGGCUGCAGCAAAGGCACUAAUAGUUACCCCCCUUUCCAAUUCUCUUGCAGCCAAUUCCCAACUUCCGUUUCUCCAACAAAAACACAGAGGGGGUCGAUCGCGUCCGGUCAGGAGGGUCAAACAGUUUCGAAAUUGUAGUGAAAGUCUAUCCGCUCCUUUGUGUCUGUGGUAGGCAGCAACCUAAGACCAGCCUUGUUAAAUUGUCCCCUCAAACCAAAGCAAAAAUUCCAAUAAAUGUAAUGGAAAUGCUUUGUGGUUUGUUUUUUUUAAGUUUAUAUCCCGCUCUUCCUCUGAAGGAGCCCAACUCACUUGCACUCAGAUAUGUGACCCUUCCACAGCAUACCAUUUUUUAUUCUUGUUAAACCGAAAGCUGAACUGUGUCUCUACCCUUUCUCGUUUCUACGCUGGGGGAUACGGAACCGUAAAACUAGCGUUUAAGAGCGUAUACAAUGUAGGAUCACACCAGAUUUGAAUUAUAAAGGAUGAACAAGCGAUUAAACUCUUUUGAGUGAGAAAGUGAGCGGCCCUUAAAAGGGCCUUUUUGAUUGUUAUUACGGGCAGUAUUUUAGCCUCCAAAGCCAUACAGAGUACGACCUUGGCGCUUCAGAGCAUACACCACAUCCAUGGCCGUCACGGUUUUCCUCUUCGCGUGUUCUGUGUAAGUCACAGCGUCGCGAAUCACGUUCUCCAGGAAAACCUUCAGGACUCCCCGUGUUUCUUCAUAAAUCAGCCCAGA